Paraphaeosphaeria sporulosa is the source of this 1169-nucleotide messenger RNA. RefSeq names its product Aldo/keto reductase. Gene Ontology annotation, molecular function: oxidoreductase activity. Lineage: Eukaryota; Fungi; Ascomycota; Dothideomycetes; Pleosporales; Didymosphaeriaceae. Bases 163 to 1017 code for a protein of 284 amino acids. The transcript is spliced from 6 exons. The record is from RefSeq and is a predicted model, not a curated record.
GGGAUGCUCCCGACAGCCUGGGAACCGCGAUCUCAGUGCUACGCUGGCCUGCACGCAAUCCGAACAUCUGCGACUCGUUCACGAUCCAUCACACAGCCGCAGCAUCGUGGCGUCCAUCUGCAUAUUCGUCUAUCUUGCCUGUUCCUAGUCAGCCCCUUCACCAUGUCCUACUCGUUGGCCUCGCGCACCAAGCUCGCCAAUGGGCUAUCCAUGCCAACCAUCCAUCUCGGCGUCUACCUGACUUCCGGUUCUGAAACCUAUCAGGCGUGUCGGUGGGCUUUGGAGGCCGGGUAUCGAGGCAUUGACAGUGCCCAAAUGUACCACAAUGAGAAGGAAAGUGGAAAGGCAGUAUCCGACUUCCUCUCCAGCAGUGACAAUACAGAUUCGCUCAAGCGCGAGGACAUCCAUUUUACCUCCAAGCUAGCAUCCAACUCAUCAUACGAUGCCGCCCGCAAAUCGAUCACGCGAUCAGUAAAAGGAUGUGGGCUUGGCUAUAUCGAUCUGUUUCUGCUGCACUCUCCCCAUGGAGGCAAGAAGGCUAGGCUCGAAAGCUGGAGAGCAGUCGAGGACGCAAUUGACGACGGCGAGAUCAGAAUUGGUGGCGUCUCAAAUUACGGAGUCAAGCAUCUGCAAGAGCUUCUAGAUUCCAAGCCCAGAAUCCUCCCGGCUGUGAAUCAGAUUGAGAUUCAUCCGUUUAAUACACGCUUCGACAUCGCCGACUUCUGCCAGGAGCAUGACAUUGUGGUGGAAGCUUAUGCCCCGCUGGUCAGAGCGCUGAAGAUGAAGCAUCCCGUCAUCGCGUCUCUUUCCAAAAAGUAUUCGUGCACGCCAGGCCAGCUGCUUGUCAGUUGGAGCCUGCAGCAUGGUUACGUGCCGCUGCCCAAGAGCGUGAACAAGGCGAGAAUCGUCGAGAAUGGUGAGGUUGGGGGGUUCUCCAUCGAUGACAGCGAUAUCAAGAAGAUGGAUGCACUGGACGAGUAUCUAGUUACUGACUGGGACCCCACCGACACGGCGUGAGGUCGGCAGGGCACACGCGCAGUCGCGAAGUCGGGCGCGGGAUGCGUGGGCAUUGUAUUUGCUGCUGCGAGCGGGGGUUUGGGGAUGGUGAGGAGGCUGGAAUACCCGUGGCAGGGAUCAAGCGUUCGUAGCAACUUCAGCCGCUUCCGGGU